AUGAUGAAUGCAGAAGCAAGACCACAAGCCGAUACUUUACCAUGUUUAUUUGCUACACUUACUGAGAUAUACUCAAGUUCAAGCCCGUUAUCACUAUGUGAAACCAAACAGAAACAACAAUGGCGGCAUGCAACAGGAAAAGUGGCAUUUGAACAGAUAAGUUCCUUUGCUGAAUAUUUUCCGGAAUUAGUACCAUUAAGAAAUAAAUCUAUUCAUAUAAAUCAACGUAAACGAUUAUGGCAUACUAUUGACAAAAAUGUGUCACAACUAUUGACGGCUGAUGAUACACCUCAAUUAAAAGCUGUCAAUGAAAUUGGGAUUCAAGUUUCUUUACCACACUCAGAUAUGGAUAGCCUUUUAUUACAAUUAUCUCAGAAUGAAGUGAACUUAUAUGCUUUAGAAUUUCAACGGCA
Molecule: messenger RNA, 413 nt
Organism: Funneliformis caledonium
Lineage: Eukaryota; Fungi; Glomeromycota; Glomeromycetes; Glomerales; Glomeraceae
Source: the annotation of a GenBank genome assembly